CACAGUACCCAAAACGUACCAAUCUAUCCAUGUUGGUAAUAAAUUCAACCCGUAUACCCGCUCCACGUUUAUUCGACUCAUCCAUAUAAAAACAAAGGCCAUGCCUGACGACCGGCCAUUUCAAACUUUGACACUUGUCGGGCGGUUGGGCUGUCGGGCGACUUGUCAGUGUUUGCUAUUUGUUUACGGUUGGUUCUUUGUCGGGUGGAGUUUUUAGGAGUGAAAAAUUAGUUUACUGUAGUGAAUCCAUCGCCAAUACAAUUUUAUAAUGUCGGAUGAGAUAGAGAUUAGCGAUCAGGACCAUUUUUCGCACUACUUUGCUAUUAUUGAUGAAUAUCGUAAGAUUGGGAGGUUUUGCGAUGUCACAAUAUGCGUGGAAGGAGGUGAAAUCACAGCCCAUAAGACAGUCCUAUCAUCAAGUAGUCCCUAUUUUGAUGCUCUCUUUGGGGGUAAAGAAAAAUCAGUCAUUGUGAAAACACGGAUUGUAAAACUAUUCGUUAAAAACUCUUCCCCACCAGAAAAUUUUCGUGAACGCAAAUAUGAACGAAUUGAAUUGCAUCACGACACAAACUUUGAGAUUAUGUCCAAAAUUAUUGACUACAUUUAUACAGGGAAAAUUCGUAUUAGUUUAAAUGAUGCUUCUAUACUCCUCAAGAACUUUGACUAUCUGCAAAUGCGAGAUGCAACUUUAAAAUGUGUAGAAUAUUUACUACAGAAUGUUAACCACGACAACUGCAUUCAAUUGUUCAUCUUGGCAGGGGAGCUAAUGGGAAAUGGGGUAUUGCAAAACGCUGCUAUCACCUACAUUGGGAACUACUUGACGGAAAUUAGUAGCAGCGCUAAGUUUAAGACUCUUGAUCGAACAAAGCUUGAAUCAAUUGUGGCAGAGAUAGAGCAGUCGAAGGCGGACGCGAUAUUUACCGCGAUCAUGAACUGGAUCAAGUAUGAUAUUCCAAACCGGAGUGAAGAUGUGGAAGCUUUGUUAAAAUAUGUAUCAAUUAAGCAUUUAUCACUGCAAAACAUACGAAAUAAUAUUUUAGCGGACGAUUUCUUGAAUAGCAACCCCUCGGGCUGCAAGUGGCUUGUGUCGUCUUUUUUACGCAACAGUUCUUCGUUUAUCCUUGGACGAAAGAAUUCUUUGUUGUAUAUUUCUUCACUGGGAGUGGAUAGUAUGAAUUACGAAUUUGACGUCCAUUCACGGAUAUUAGUGAAGCAAACCGCCAGACCCUUUCUAUUUCGUUGCGCCACAAUGAAACUGAAUGACUUGAUUUACGCGGUCGGAGGGGAGAAAGAUAAUCAAGUGGCUGACUUCGGUCUCACAUAUGACAUGCGUCAUAAAUCGUGGGCUCCAUUCAGCUGCCCCUUGAACAGAACAUCAUGCGGUGUUUGUACUUUGGAUGAUAAGUUGUAUGCAAUAUGUGGACUGAACGCAAAUGGCAGGAAGUUAUUCUCUUGUCUGAGCUAUGACGCGGAACUUGAUCGUUGGACGAAUUUGCAAGAUAUGAAAAAUGCACGACGCUAUCCGGGAGCAGCAACUUACUAUUCGUCUAUUUAUGCACUUGGCGGCUAUAACGGAAAUGCUUCCGGAACAGUUGUUGAAAGAUAUGAUCCGAGGGAGGGUGUUUGGCAAGAUAUCGUCAAAGUAAAAUCGAAAGGUUGUUGCAGUGCUGCCUUCUUGUCGAAUUCCAUUUAUUGUUUGGAGUAUGAUACUGAAGAGCUUAUCAGCUUUGAUCCAAGGUCAUUGAAGUUCAAUGUGGUUAAAGAACGAGCGGGAUUAUAUAUCACAGCCUUAGAUGGCUAUCUGUACUCUGUGCACAAAGAUGGGAUUUCCCAAUACGAUCCUCAUUUGUCAGUGUGGGAGGAGAUACUAUGCCAUCCCUUGGCCGACUCUCCUGUCAUCACCGGCUGAAACUAGGCCAAUAUUUACUGAAAUGACGAUCCCUGAAAUAUAAUUUUUUAGGAAGUGUACAUAUCUAAAGACUGAAUAGUUUCAAUUUAAGUAAUUACCAAAGGUGGAAAUUAAGUAAAGUGUAUAAGAUUUAAGUGUUGGAGAAUUUGCUGUACUGUCAAGACGAACUGCAUGUUAUAUUUUUAUCUUUUAUUUUGACGCUGAGAGAUUAUUUAUGCAUUAUGCGAGUAUAACGCAUAGGUGUUUAUGAAUGUUGAUCUUUAUAUCUUCGAGUUCUUUUGCAAGAUACUGAAAUAAAAUGAUUUUAUAUGGAAUGUU
Messenger RNA from Hermetia illucens (black soldier fly), 2227 nucleotides. Its product is annotated as kelch-like protein 12. Lineage: Eukaryota; Metazoa; Arthropoda; Insecta; Diptera; Stratiomyidae. The record is from RefSeq and is a predicted model, not a curated record. Gene Ontology annotation, molecular function: protein binding. The transcript is spliced from 6 exons. The coding region runs from base 269 to 1909 and encodes 546 amino acids.